GUAAAAUUAUGUCGGUCCUUUAUGACUUAAGAGAUAAGUUAUCUCACGUCACUUUGCAAGUCUCUAAAGAAGAAUUCAAAUCAGAAGUAAAAUGACUUAUUAUCAAAGUGGUCUACUAAUUUUACUGUUGGCUUUAUCUAAUAUUCAAAUUGUUUACAAUGAAGAUGACACAUUAUGGUGUUAUGAAUGUAAUACAAACUUGAAGAAGGAACGAACACAAGAAUGCAACGAUCCUUUUGCAGGACGAUCUGGAGAUUUAAUUCAAUGUUCUCAAAAUGGAUCUCAACAAUGUCUCAAAAGUAUAAUUACAUACAAAUCGAGGCAUACAACAGUGAGAGGUUGCGUUUCGUCGAGUAAAAUCGAAAAUUACUGUAAUUUCAAAGAUUUCUAUCCAGACGCUGAAAUCGAGUGUCACUUUUGCUCCAGCUAUGGUUGUAAUUCAUCAAUAUCAUCAAUUUGCAACAAUUUUAUAAUUUUCGUAACAAUUCUUUUAAUAUUUAAUUUAAACGUUUUACUAGAUUUUUAACAAUUCAGCAAUAAAACAAAUCUUGGAAACAAUAAAUUUUUUUUAUAAU
Leptopilina heterotoma is the source of this 575-nucleotide messenger RNA. RefSeq lists its product as uncharacterized. The record is from RefSeq and is a predicted model, not a curated record. Lineage: Eukaryota; Metazoa; Arthropoda; Insecta; Hymenoptera; Figitidae. Gene Ontology annotation, biological process: regulation of synaptic transmission, cholinergic; sleep; positive regulation of voltage-gated potassium channel activity. The coding region runs from base 92 to 526 and encodes 144 amino acids. The transcript has 3 exons.